Esox lucius (northern pike) is the source of this 5226-nucleotide messenger RNA. It is a transcript of the gene znf281b, whose product is annotated as zinc finger protein 281b. The coding region runs from base 235 to 2757 and encodes 840 amino acids. Lineage: Eukaryota; Metazoa; Chordata; Actinopteri; Esociformes; Esocidae. The record is from RefSeq and is a predicted model, not a curated record. Gene Ontology annotation, molecular function: DNA-binding transcription factor activity, RNA polymerase II-specific; RNA polymerase II cis-regulatory region sequence-specific DNA binding. Gene Ontology annotation, biological process: regulation of transcription by RNA polymerase II. The transcript has 7 exons.
GCAGUAGAUCCAGCCUGUCUCCUCUCAGGACCCGUCCGCUAGCAAGACCCAUAAUUCCCCGCGCCAGGACAAGAUGGAAGAAAGCAGCGGCCGCAAGAGAACAAUGUUUUGGCUAUAAAGCCUAAAAGGAACGAACAAGGGAAGAAAAUACGCACCAUUAAAGCCAGUCGCGGUCAUGUGUAGGAUGUCCACUCCUAGCCCUAUCUAGUGUUUCCCCACCUACACGCAACCAUCAUGAGUAUUAUCCAAGACAAACUAGGCAACGAGUUUCUGCACAGCAACGGGGGCAUGGACCCUAACUUUGCCCCCGGCAUGCUCAUGUUCAGCCACCUGCCGCCAGUCACCAGCUUCACCCGCCUGGCCCAGCAGUCGGUCAUGGGCGGCGAACUGCCCCAAGAGAUGGUCCUGAAGAAGGAGCGCGACUCCCCUCCUGACGCCCACGCCGGCGUCUUCCUGCACGGCAUGGGCAUCAAGCAGGAGCGGAUGAGCGAGCUGGACUACCGUAUGCCCCUCUACGGCGGAGGGCUGGGGGGCAGCUGCGGCACCGGGGCCGUGGGGAAGAGUAACGAGAUGCUGGAGAUGCAGUUCAGCGGAGGCCACCACCACAACCACCACAACAUGCUGCUGCACGACCUGAGCCUCAGCAACGUCCGCAUGGGAGAGCCGAUGUCAGGAAGACCAGAGAAAGGCCCCAAGGAUUCCUCGGGGCGACGACGGAAGAGCAACGGUGAAGGGGAGGGGAAAGCCAGAAGGAAACGCGGAGAACCAAAGGCCAUGAUGCUGGACGGCGAAGUGGCCGGCCUGUCUCCCAACUCCAAACCACACAUCUGCGAGCACUGUAACGCAGCCUUCCGCAGCUCCUACCACCUCCGCAGACACAUGCUCAUCCACACAGAUCGCACAGGUGAGAGGCCUUUCCGGUGUAGUCAGUGUAACAUGAGCUUUAUCCAGAAGUACCUGCUGCAGCGGCACGAGAAGAUCCACAGUGGAGAGAAGCCCUUCAGCUGUGAUCAGUGUAACAUGUGCUUUAUCCAGAAGUACCACAUGGAGCGACACAAGAGAACCCACAGCGGAGAGAAGCCAUACCGAUGUGACACCUGCCAACAGUUUUUCUCGAGGACAGACCGGUUACUGAAGCACAAGCGGACCUGUGGAGAAGCCAUAAAAAAGGGCCUGGACCCCAACAUGCUGGAGCUCACUGACGGGGACAUGGGCCAGGGCAGCUACUCGCUCACUCAGGGAAACUCCGGCGCCACCUCAGGACGCAAGAGGGGCAAGUCCAAAACCGCGGGCGAGGGUGGCGAGACCAAGCGCAAGAAGGCCGGCGCCGCCGCCUCCUCUGGUGGUCCACAAGACUACGGCAUGGAGUGCACCGGGCCCGACGCGCAGGGCAGCCGUGCGCCCAAGCUGCUGUUCAAGAAGGCCAAGAAGGGCCUCCUCUCCAUGGAGGACGUGGGGCAGAAGCUGAUGUCUCAGAAGCAGGGCUCCAUGGAGCUGCCAGGAAGCUCGGGACUAGACGCCAUGGGCCUCCUCCAGGGCUCCUCCGGCGGGGGCGCCAAGCAGGGCCCGUCGGCCGCCACCGCCAGCAGCAACUACGACGACGCCAUGCAGUUCGUGAAGAAGCGCCGCUACCUCCAGCAUGUGGCCAACAGUGACUACGGGGCGUCCUCCCUCCACAUGAGCCAGCCCCAGGGCGGCGGCGUGAUCCAGGGCUCACUGGGCCAUCACAGCGAGCCCACCCUGGCCAUGUUGGACACGUCGCCCCUGGACCUGAAGCACCACGACAAGUCGGGCAUCCCGGACGAGGUGCUCCAGAGCUUGCUGGACCACUACAGCCACAAGUCGGACAGCUCGCACCACCACCACCAGCAGCAGCAUCAGCACCAUCACCACGACGUGACCUUCGACCUCUCGGACCACGGUGGCCCGCACCACGUGGACCUGCAGCCGGCGGCGCCCGUCUCCCCGGAGCUGGACGACGAGUCGCCCAAUGGCGGCGACAAGCAGGUGGUGAUGAGUGAGUACUCCAAGUUCCUGCUUCAGGCCCUGGAGCGUACCAGCCACAGCGGGCCCUUCCCCACGCUGGGCUCCAGCGGGCCCUUCCCUCUGCUCUCCAGCAGCUCCAGCCCCACGGGGCCCCUGUUCUCUGACAAGCACGUCUACACUACGUCCCCGCUGGAAUGCGGCUACCCACCCGCCGUCUCCUCGCCGCUGCCCGUCCCCGCCAUCUCCUCCUCCUCGUCGACCUCCUCCUCAUCAUCCUCCAAGUCCCACUACGGCAUGCUGGUGGGCUCCCCCUCUCAGCCGUCUUUCCACCUCGGGGGCCUGGAGGCGACCGGCCACCAGCAGCAGCUCACCCCAUCUCAGGAGCUCACCGAGCAGCUGGAGAAGCAGCACCACUCCCCCGGCUUCCAGCUCACGCCCCAGGAGCUGACGGCAGCCACAGGAGCCCCCAAGGACCAGGGGGCUAAAGGUGACGGCACUAACGGCUCAGGCGGCUAUUCGGACCUGGACGUGCCCAAGGAAGUGGACCUACGGGCCACCUACCAGAUCGAGAACUUCGCUCAGGCAUUCGGUUCCCAGUUCAAGUCGGGCCGCCGCACCCCCCUGGGCUACAGCGCUGACCCCGGGGCCGAGGUCGACCACAGAAUACGGACUCCCGUGUCAGAAUUCUCAGGGUACACCAGUUUGUUAGCUGAUGUCAGCGAGCCAGUUAGUACAGGAUCGAAAACCCCGACAAGCCAAAGUUUCAGGUAAGAGUUAAAACGAGGUGAACAGAGUCGCGGGGGGUAUUUCUUUUUUCCUGUGUCCCUAUUACCCCUCUUAAUUUUGUUCUUGUAGCGAGGUCAAUUUUUUUUAAAAACACUGCCAUUAAAUGUUGAUAACGAGAACUCUACCAGGGAAGGUCUUCAAGGCCUCAAAUGCAAUUUUUUGAUAUUCUCUUUUUUAACUGUUCAGUCUUUAUUUUGUUAGUCUAGUCGGUAUGAAAUGAACAUACAGGUAGAUAUUUUAAUGUCAUUUAACAAAAACUAGGGGGUAGUUAUGAACUUGCUUGAUAACUUUUCUUUCUCUGUGAACCCUUGUGUUUUACCAAUCAUCAUACAGUUGUAAAGUCAAAAUGAAUGAUGUUGAUAAUUACAAUAAUAAUAAAAGUUUGUGGCAGGGAAAGGCCCAGAAUUCAAAUGGCAAAAAAAGUUAUAUAUUGUCUGUUACAAGAAUCUUAUUACUCAGGAAUUUAGGCAAAAUUGUGUAAUAUGGACAACUUUGUAUUAUGAGAUGCAAUUAGCACACUUUUUACAGGUGUACUUUGAGACUACAAAGCUUUGUUACUAUUUAUCCUUCGAGGAGGGUGGGGGGGGGACAAAAAAGACUGCAACAAUUUCAUCGGAUCUUCCUGUUUUUCCUUUGUUGUGGUCGGCGAACAACCCUUUCCGCUCCGUGCAGCUGAGGAGAGAUUACGGUACUUCUGUGUCAAUCUAAGAACGACCCCUCACAUUUGAUCUCUAUAAUGGGCCACAUGUAAACCCGCUGAAAUGGACACCUGGGUAUUUCUACACAUGAACCCACGGUGCACACAGUCCAGCCUCAACAGGGUUCAACACAAGGACCCUUUGUGUUUUAUAUAUCUGUCAUGUCACGGGAUGAUAUCCAGCCAAGCAACCCUCCGUCAGUGGCCCGACAGGAACAAAUGCACUGGCCCCAUUAGUGACAUUGAAACAAUCAUACUGUUGCGCUCUUUUACCGCUUUCCACUCCUGGCUGUUCUUUUUCUUUUUUCUUUGUCAAUGGAAAUCAAAUAAGCACUUUUGAAAAGCAAAACUCAUCAUUGAAACGGACAAAAACAACAACCUGACUACAUUAAAGAUGUGCAAAACAGUGAUUUUCUUUUCUAGGAGAGAACUGUGAACAGGGGUGGGAUAGGGUGGGUGGUUCUUGUGUUGGGCGGUUGUACGGGCGUGACCAUGGGCAUUUCUAUGUGUUUUUGUUAGUCUUUUUGACGGUUCGGUCAGGUGGAGGGUUGUACCAAUGCUGAUUUACCAUAACUGUAUGUUGCCCAUUCUGAGAGCACCUCUUUGUAUUUAAUUUAGCUGUUUCCAGAAGGGGCAGAUAAAAUGCUGGAACUUUCUUUUCCUUUUUUUUUUUUUUUUUUUUUUUUUUUGAAUUCCCACUGAUAUUUUAAGACUUUACUGGAUGCAAAAAUCAAACCAUUUAUCUGUUAUUUAUUUUUAAUCUAGCAAGAAUUUAUUUUUGCUGAAUGUUUUGAAAGUGCAUGAAUUCACUGUACCUCAAUCUGUCUUUAUCCUAUUAAAUCAGGCCCUAUAAAGAAUAAUCUCAGCGAUACUGGCUCAACAUUACCGGAUAUAUAUCUCCCCAAAAUGCAGUUCUUUACACUUUGCGAGAAUAAACAAUGGCCUUCUUUGUCUUCCGCGGCUCAUGCCAUUUUCUCCCGGCAGCCAGGAUUGAUAUUCAAUUUAGUUCAUUUCCUGUGUGCCCCCCUCCUCUUUCCUAUGUCUGAGAGCUUCAUAGCCAAUAGACUUUGAAGCUGCUCUGAUCACAGGGAACAAAAGCUCGACCGACUGGUCACAUCACUCCAAAACAUACACUAUGCUUAAAGAGGAAACGAGCGGGAGAUGGAGAGAGAAAAAGCGAUAGGAUUGACCUAAAUAUACCUCAUAUCACUGUUGAAGCGUCACAAAGCAGGGACACGUUUCAUGUAUGUAGUGGAAAUACUUCUGUAGUAUAGGUUAAACAUAUUGUAUAAUCAUGUAACACCGCCUGUGUUUACAAUUAUAGAAGAGCAGUUGAGUCGUUGAAAUGCAAAAUGUAUUAUCUUAUUCUUAUUUUUGUCUGUAAAGCAUUCACACCAAGCAGUGUUGCAUUCUAGAUGCCUCAUAGUCUUUCAUUUUCUCAUGUCGUUAUAUCCCUUAUUUUUGUUACUUGCCAUAAAUGUGUUUUGAUAUGAUCUCUAGAAGGAUAUUGUUUACAAAAAUGUACAAAAACACUAAAAAUGUGUGUUCAUUUUUUUUGAGUUUCUUCCAAUAUGCAUGAUAUGAUGUUUUUGUAUGGCUUUUUUCUGAUUGUCACCACAACACCAAAUUUUGUAGCAGAUGCAUCCCUGUCUUAUUUGUUCUAGACCCUUGUGAUAUGAUUUCCAGGGCUGUACCUGUUAUUGAAUUCAUAAACUGAUUAGAGAAGCCAAUAAAAACCUUUUUUGUUACAAAAGAAA